Debaryomyces hansenii CBS767 is the source of this 849-nucleotide messenger RNA. It is a transcript of the gene PRE2, whose product is annotated as proteasome core particle subunit beta 5. The record is from RefSeq and is a predicted model, not a curated record. The transcript has a single exon. Gene Ontology annotation, molecular function: threonine-type endopeptidase activity. Bases 1 to 849 code for a protein of 282 amino acids. NCBI's taxonomy places the organism in Eukaryota, Fungi, Ascomycota, Pichiomycetes, Serinales, Debaryomycetaceae. Gene Ontology annotation, cellular component: proteasome core complex.
AUGAAUGCUAUUGCACAGAAAUUCACACAUUCCAAUACCAAUAGUGUGCUUAAAGAAAUAAAUGAAGCGAAGUCUGAAUUUGCAGAAAAUGCCCAAUUAGAUUUGGCCCCAUCUAUCCAAUUACCACCUAUUUCACAACCAACCGACUUUUUAAGAGCACACACUGAUGAUGCCAGUAAUCCGGACUGUAAGAUUAAGAUUGCACAUGGUACCACAACAAUGGCUUUUAGAUUCCAAGGGGGAAUUGUUGUUGCUGUUGAUUCGAGGGCCACCCAAGGUAACUGGAUUGCAUCGCAGACGGUUAACAAGGUUAUCAGAAUCAAUCCUGAUUUGUUAGGUACCAUGGCUGGUGGUGCUGCUGACUGUCAAUACUGGGAGACCUGGUUAGGUACCCAAUGUAGAUUACAUGAAUUAAGAGAAAAGGAACGUAUUUCUGUUGCUGCGGCGUCUAAGAUUUUAAGUAACUUGGUCUAUGAAUACAAGGGAAUGGGCUUAUCUAUGGGUACAAUGAUUUGUGGUUACACUAAGAAAGAGGGCCCAACCAUCUACUACGUUGAUUCCGAUGGGUCAAGAUUGAAGGGUGAAAUGUUCUGUGUUGGUUCGGGUCAAACAUUCGCAUACGGUGUUUUGGACUCCGAGUACAGAUGGGACUUGUCGGUCGAAGAGGCGUUAUAUUUAGGCAAGAGAAGUAUUUUGGCUGCUACUCACAGAGAUGCAUACUCAGGUGGUUCUGUCAACUUGUACCAUGUCACCGAAGCCGGCUGGGUCUACCAUGGAAACCACAAUGUUGGUGACAUCUUCUGGGACAUCAAAGAAAAGGAAAAGUCGUUCAACAAUGUGGACGGUUAA